This is a messenger RNA of Perca fluviatilis (European perch), 955 nucleotides long. It is a transcript of the gene cbln18, whose product is annotated as cerebellin 18. The transcript is spliced from 7 exons. The record is from RefSeq and is a predicted model, not a curated record. Gene Ontology annotation, molecular function: protein binding. The coding region runs from base 1 to 759 and encodes 252 amino acids. NCBI's taxonomy places the organism in Eukaryota, Metazoa, Chordata, Actinopteri, Perciformes, Percidae.
AUGGACAUGGUUGUAUUACCAGUUUUGUUCCUGUUGGGGUCGCUGUUUCCCUGUGGUUGUGUGGAGGCCCAGUCCACCAGCGCCAGUGAAUUACUGAAACAGGCUGCACUCCAAUGGAAUGGACCUGUGACCUGUGACAAAUGGGACUGCAAUUGUGCCUUCAAAGAGCGUGGCUGCUGCUGUGCAGCCAAAGAUAUGUUCCAAUUAGAAGAGGACACCUUCAUGAGGAUGAAACAUGUGUGGCAGGGUAUCAGCACACUGAAUCACAGAGUCCAAGAGCUCACAGAUGGUGUCCGUGUUGCCUUCAAAGCCACCAUGAAUCCAAAUAAUACCACUCCUGGUUCUACUGAAUAUUGCUUUGGUCCUUUUAAUAUUAACGUGCCAAUCCCCUACUCUGUCGUCACUCUUAACCAUGACAAUGCAUAUAACCCUUCCUUGGGUAUCUUCACUGCCCGUUCUGCCGGCGUUUAUGUCUUUUCCUUCACAGUCUACUCAUAUAUAAUAGAGUAUGGGCGCCUCUACCAUAAAGUCCAGCUGAUGAAGAAUGGGAACCUCAUUGCCAGCGUGUGGGAAGACAAUCGUGAAGAUAGUGAAGACAAUGCCAAUCAGGUGGUGGUACUGCAGCUGCAGAAAGGUGAUCAGGUCUACGUUGAGCUGGUAUCUGGAAGGAAACUCUGCAAAUACCUGGAGUAUAAUAUCUUCACUGGUUACAUACUGUACCCCCAACCAUCCCCCUACAUUGUUGACUUUGACUUCUAAACUUUUAGACUCCACAGGACCUUAAAUAAAUACAUUUCACCUCGCUCAACUGAGAUCCUGAUUCAUGAAAACAAACUAAUGUUCUUCAGCACCAGAAGUAGGUUUUUGACCCGUCAUGAGACAAGCCCCAUAGUUUAACCCCUGCAGUAGAGAUAAACAAGAUAAGUCGUAUACACACAUAGACUGGUGCAUGUGC